AGUGCUUCUCCUUCUCCGGCUUCUGGCUAGAACAGUUCAAAAUGUUUCAAAACUUUAGCCCGUGUAAAUACUUGCUGGCACUGAUCUUGGUUUUCACCUACCAUGCUGGUGGAACUACAGACGAAGACCCUCUUUUCAAAUGCUUACAAGACUCUGAUUAUGAUUACCUUCUGAAGCUAACAGAACAAGAUCUCCCUCCAUCGAAGAACCCUCAGCAUGUGGUAAUCGUCGGAGCAGGUGCUGCUGGACUCACUGCAGCCAAGUUCCUGGAGGAUGCGGGACAUGAGGUGACGAUUAUUGAGGCAAGUGAGCGUAUAGGUGGAAGAAUUCUAACACAUAGGGACAAAAAAGAGGGUUGGUAUGCAGAACUCGGUGCCAUGAGGAUCCCAAGUUUCCACAAGAUUCUUAGGCAUUUUGCACAAAAGCUGGGCCUGGAGUUUGGAAGCUUCGUACAGGACGAUGAAAACACUUACUAUUUUAUAAAUGGAUUUCGUUAUAAAACCUACACCGUAAAGCAGAACCCAGACAUUCUGAACUACCCUGUGUAUGACUGCGAGAAGGGGAAAAGUGCCAGAGAACUGUUUGACACGGCUUUGGGCAAGUUAAAAGAUGAUCUGCAGAAAAUGGGCUGUGAGAAAACAUUGAACAAAUAUGAUUCAUACUCAGUUAAGGAGUAUUUAGUUAACGUGGGAAAUUUGAGCAGAGGAGCUUUGCGAAUGAUUGGUGAUAUCCUGAAUGAGAACAGCUUCUUCUACACUGCCCUCACUGAGAUGCUCUACAUCCAGUGUGAUAUAAAUGACAAUGACACGUAUUCUGAAUUUAAAGGCGGCUUUGAAUCAUUCCCUAAUGCAUUGUACACUGUGCUAAAUGCCACAAUUCUUACACACUCAAAAGUCCAGGCCAUCAGUCAAACGCAGAACAACGUGACAGUUUCAUAUGAAGACCGUCAUAACCACGGCACCCUGACCAGCAUUACUGCCGAUUAUGUGUUGGUGACGGCCACAGCCAAAGCAACGCUCCUCAUUGACUUUAAGCCUCCUUUGUCGGCCGAAAAGAUGGAAGCACUGCGGUCGCUGCACUAUUCCAGCUCCACAAAAGUAGUGCUGAGUUUCAGCAAAAAGUUCUGGGAGAAUGAUGGCAUCCGGGGUGGGAAAAGCAUCACAGAUCUGCCAUCACGUUUCAUCCACUACCCCAGUCAUAAUUUCUCCGGGAUAUCAGGCGGCGCUGUGUUGGCUUCUUACACCUCCUCUGAUGAAGCUGCAUUCCUACAGACUAUAAAUGAAGAUGAGUUGAAGUAUCUGGUAUUGAAUGACCUCGUGAAGAUCCAUGGAGAACACAUCCGCCAGCUCUACACUGGGGGUGUUGUGAAAAAGUGGGGACUGGAUCCUUACAGCCAUGGCGCCUUUGCCAUCUUCACUCCAUUCCAGAUGAGAGACUAUAGUAAGUCUAUAGUCCAGAAUGAGGGGAGGAUUUACUUUGCAGGAGAGUAA
Messenger RNA from Sinocyclocheilus rhinocerous, 1490 nucleotides. RefSeq names its product L-amino-acid oxidase-like. The transcript has 7 exons. Bases 42 to 1490 code for a protein of 482 amino acids. Gene Ontology annotation, biological process: amino acid catabolic process. Gene Ontology annotation, molecular function: L-amino-acid oxidase activity. The record is from RefSeq and is a predicted model, not a curated record. Lineage: Eukaryota; Metazoa; Chordata; Actinopteri; Cypriniformes; Cyprinidae.